AUGGACGACAAGACAAAGAUUGUUCAGUUGACUGCGCUUGCUGCCACUUCAUCUUCUGCCGCUGCCGAGACGUGCGAGUGUGGAUUGACGGUGGCCCAAGGCGGAUGCGCCCCGGCAUCGUCAUCUUCUGCGUCGCUCUACAACUCGCAGCUGCUGGGCACCGUCAAGAAGUACGAGAAGCACUUCAUCAUUUGCUCGGGCACGGAGCCCGACGAGUGGGGUGCCAAGAUCGACAAGGACGAGGGCUCCUUCGCACAGCUGGCCAAGCAGGCCAUCACCGCGAGGAAGGCCGAGCUCACGUUCAAGUUCAAGCUCACGAACUCGGACGAGAGGAGCAAGGGGUCCGAAGGCACCGACCUGAUCGUGUUCCCAGAGCGGAUUCGCUACCUUGGCGUCACGGCUGAGACCAUGCCGUUCAUCGUUGAAGAUCACCUGGUGAAUGGCCACGUUAGCGAGCGAGUCAAGCACGAGCCCUUCGAAAGCGAGCUGGUGCUCGUAUGCUGUCACAACAACAGGGACACUCGCUGCGGCGCUGAGGGUCCCAUCAUCGUGUCUGCCUUCGACCGGCUGUUGGCCGCGCGAGGCCUCGGAGAAGACAAGGUCAUGGUCCGCAGCAGCUCGCACCUGGGCGGCCACAAAUACGCCGGCGUUGUUGUGGUGUAUCCUCGUGGCGACUGGUUUGGCUUCAUCACGGAGCAGCAGGUGGAAAAGCUUCUGGACAACUACAUCGAGCACGGCAGCAUGGUCCCCGAGCACUGGCGCGGGCGAAUGGGCAUCGACAAGCAAGAGGCCAAGGACCUCGCCGACAGCGUCACAUUGGCUGUUGAAACCAGUUCGUAA
Molecule: messenger RNA, 840 nt
Organism: Acanthamoeba castellanii str. Neff
Lineage: Eukaryota; Discosea; Longamoebia; Acanthamoebidae
Product: ferredoxin, putative
Exons: 7
Coding region: 1-840 (279 amino acids)
Source: RefSeq, a predicted model, not a curated record